Calliphora vicina (urban bluebottle blowfly) is the source of this 1461-nucleotide messenger RNA. RefSeq lists its product as uncharacterized. The transcript is spliced from 6 exons. The coding region runs from base 34 to 1389 and encodes 451 amino acids. Gene Ontology annotation, biological process: intraciliary transport. NCBI's taxonomy places the organism in Eukaryota, Metazoa, Arthropoda, Insecta, Diptera, Calliphoridae. The record is from RefSeq and is a predicted model, not a curated record. Gene Ontology annotation, cellular component: ciliary plasm; cytoplasmic dynein complex. Gene Ontology annotation, molecular function: dynein heavy chain binding; dynein light chain binding.
GGGUACCCUCUAGAGAGGCUUCAAUAAAGUACAAUGGAUGAAUUAUCAGACUAUACUUCGCCGGUUAUUGAAUUUAAUGCAUCACAUAUCACAGAGAGGAAAUUUAAACUGAUUGAUAACAGCACUGCUACAGAUCCUUCGCCACCAAAAAAUGAUGCGUCUGUAGAAACUCAUACGAAAUGUUCACAGGAAACACAAACUGAAACGUACCAAACAUUAGCUGAAAAUGUUGACGAAAGGAAAUUAGCAAAUUGGUUACAAAAUAUCUAUCCAAAUGUUGAAAAGGAAUUGAUUAAAGGUUGUACACCCGCCCUGGAGUCACAAACAAAUGAUCUGUCCGUAGCUGAUAUUGAAAUACAACCAUACCAAAAGCUAUCACUGCCAGCUGUAACAAAUUCUCAAGGACUCGCCAUUUGGUUGUCGGUAUAUACUAACAAUGCACCUGUCCUGGUAGUCACAACAGUUGCACCACAUGAUGACUGGUGUGAACACGUUGAUCAGUAUUUGAAGCUUUUUGUUCCCAAACGAAUUGCCAAUGGUAACUUCGUGACAUACAACGAAAUAAAAAGUAUCCCUAUUAAAGCCUGCCUGAAAAGUUUGUGUACAAAUCCUUUCAAUAAAAACAUUUUUGUUGGUUCCACUUUCGAUGGUGACAUCUAUGUCUGGCAAUAUGAGCAACAAUAUCAGAGCCGUGCCAAAAAUAACAUAGAAAUCAAAGAAAUUUACCACACGACUUUACUCUAUGGUUAUGCAGUGGCAUUGGACUGGUCCAGCGAAAACACUUUAUUAACAGCUCAUGGAAAUGGCUACGUUGUACAAUGGCAUCUUGGCAAAGAGAUAACUAAAGAAGCAGAAUAUCAAAUAAAAGCGCCUGUCAAUGCAUCUACGGAAAUAUGUACAUUACUUGCUCUAAGUAUCAAUCAUUUUGUCGUUGGGACUAAAGAUGGUUCAGUUUUUUACUGUACGAGUUCGAGUUUGUCUACUGUAAAACGUCACUUGGAAAUUGUGGCUCUAAAAAAACAUUUAUUUAUGACAUCAACACUUUUAAAGACCCAUGUAAACGGACACAUUAUGGUGAUUAGUUGUGACUUAAGUGGCCAAGUUUAUUUUCACGAUUUACGGAAUUCGAAUGAUGAUACUGAUACAACUGUUACACAAAUACCUUUGCCAUUUACAAAUACCAUUGCCUGUUCCCGUGAUGGAAAUUUUAUUUAUUCUCCUGGCCAAGAUGGUUCUCUUGAGUAUUAUAGGCUAAAUAACGGGUUACAAAACACUGUGAAGGGAGCAUUGAAAGGUAAAGGAAAUUUCAUCAAAUCAAGUGACAAUGGAUGUUGGUUAAUAACAGGACUAUACGAAAACGAAUUUCAAAUAUUUUCAAUAGAAUCCUGAAGUUUUUAAUUUAUUUUGUAAAUAAUUUUAUUUAAAUGAAACUCAUUUAAUUGCUUAAUAAAAAUAUAAAAU